Molecule: messenger RNA, 423 nt
Organism: Lolium perenne
Lineage: Eukaryota; Viridiplantae; Streptophyta; Magnoliopsida; Poales; Poaceae
Product: probable amidase At4g34880
Source: RefSeq, a predicted model, not a curated record
AUGAGGAAAUUGCCACUAUGCUCGCUUGCAGACGUCAUAGCUUUCAACAAUGCAAAUCCUGUCCAGGAGAGGCUGAAAGAUUUCGGACAGCGCAAUCUUAUUGCAGCGGAAAACACGCAUGGCAUUGGAUAUGUGGAGAGAGCUGCGAUUCGAUGGCUGGAGGAGCUGUCCGCUAAUGGGCUUGAGAGGCUGAUGAAGGAGCAGCAGCUGGACGCGAUCGUGACGCCCAACAGCAGCGCCUCCAGCCUUCGCGCCAUCGGCGGCCACCCCGGCAUCGUUGUGCCCGCGGGGUAUGACGAGCAGGGAGUCCCAUUCGGCAUGUGCUUCAGCGGGCUGCAGGGGUACGAACCCAGGCUGAUCGAGAUUGCUUAUGCCUUCGAGCAAGCUACCAACGUGAGAAGGCCACCGAUGUUCAAGCCCUAG